Messenger RNA from Magallana angulata, 1292 nucleotides. RefSeq names its product nucleolin-like. The transcript is spliced from 9 exons. The coding region runs from base 78 to 968 and encodes 296 amino acids. Lineage: Eukaryota; Metazoa; Mollusca; Bivalvia; Ostreida; Ostreidae. The record is from RefSeq and is a predicted model, not a curated record.
GCAGCACCUUAUCACAACUAACGUAAACAACAUGGACGCCACCGCAAAUAAAUUAGGCUAGAGAAACAAAUUUAAACAUGAGUAGACCAGAUAGAAUUAAAGACCCUCUUCCCAUUUUGGGAGAAGAUGGCACAGUCUUUCAGUACGGUGAUUAUAAAAGAAUGCCGCCCCAGAAUCAAAGCAGUUCUCAGAGCAGAAGGACCCCAACCCCUACCAAACAGGUUAGUUUACGGUCAGUCAGCAGAAGAGAGGAGGAUUCACAAGGAUAUGAAGAAACUAUAGACAUGGAGGAAUUGAGGCAGUCACUGAGUCGAGAAAAUUCAAGAGUAUUUGAACCUCAAGUAGAAGAAGAAAAUAUUCAAGGAGCAAAUUCAAAAGUAUCAAGAAAGGGUCACAGUUAUAGUAAUAAUGAUGGGAACAAGAAGCCUCCUUUCGUUGUGUCCUCCAGUGCAUCAAUACCCCCGCCGAAGCCUGUGAAAGCUCUUCCCAAACCCAAAGAGAAACCACCCCCUGAGGGCGCCACUGGUGGGGAGGAGUCUGAGGACAGCAGUGAUAGUGAUAGUGACAGUGAGGAGGAGGAGGAACGGAGGGCUCCAAGUCAGCUCCUCAUGGAGUUUCUAGAAUGUUUAAUGAAGAAGGAAUACGUUGUAGCUGCCAAGUUGUGUAAAAUGAUUUUGAUAUAUGAGCCCAGUCAUCCUACAGCCCUACAGUUCCAGCCAGUUCUAGAGGAAAAAAUUCUAAUAGAACAAGAGAAAGAAAACGAAUCAGGGAGUGAUGAAUCAGGAGAUGAGAACGAUGAAUCAGAUGAUAGUGGUGAAGAUUCGGAUGAUGAAAGCGAAGAUUCAGAUAGUGAGGAGGAGGAGGAAGAAAAUGAUGAUCGAGAAAAUGAAGAGGAUAGAAAUAGUGCCGACGAGUUCUUUGAUGAUUUUAAACAAGAUUCAGGUAUUGCAUCAGCAUCAUCAGACUGAUACUGGGAACAAUGGGACCAUCAUGUGACUUAUUUGGAGAGGCGGCUACGUGUUACAUAUUGAUGGGGAUCACAAGAUUUCAUAAAGAAAAAAUGGAUUAGUGGGCUUGCCUUUGCUGGAAAAAGAUUGUGCCAAAUAUUUUUUUUUCAGUAUUUCCCUCAAAUGUAAAAUGUUUAUGGAAAAGUGACAUUUUAUUGAUAUUAUGGAAAUCAAUAAACAUUCUGUAAUAUUCCGUCCAAUUGUAUCAAAAAAUUGCCUUUUUUCAUUGUAAUUUUAUGCUAUUGUCAAUUAUUGUUUCAUUUUUAAUAAAUCCUGUUUGAAUAA